AUAUUACUUUCUUUCUUUUUCUUGUGUUGGUCCUUUGCUGUUGAUCUCCCAAAAUGUUGCUCCUUCUUGUGGUUUCUUUGCUGGUCACCUGCAGCAGAGCAGAGGAUAAAGAGCUCAUUUUCCCAAGACUGACGGAUAUCUCUGAAGCAGAAACCUUCAUCGACUCAGCUGAAGUUGUCAUCGUUGGGUUCUUUGAGGCUGAUGGAGGGCUGGGCUAUAAUGAGUUUCUGGAAGCUGUUAAAGUAGUGAAGUCUCUUCCAGCUGCCCUGUGCAAUGAGAAGGAGGUGUGGGCGAAAUACGGCAUUGACUCAGACACCAUCUCUGUCUUCAGGAAGGCAGAUUUGCACCAGGAGAACCUACAACCAGCCGAAAUGAAAAAUCUAGAUAAGGACAGAGUUGUUCGUUUCCUCUCCAUCAGCAACAUCCGAUAUAUCACAGAGUACAAUCAAGUGGUUCGCAAAAAUAUAACAUCUGCCGUGGGUCUGUUUCAGUCCAAAGUGAAGGUGCAUGUUGUGCUCUUUGCCAACAGGGGGAGUAAAAAUUACAGCGAAUUAAAGGAGCGAGUGGGGGCUUUGGGGCCUCGCUAUGCUGGAAAGAUGCUGUUUGUGCUGAUAAACGGGAAAGACGAAGCCAACGCUCGUGCCCUGGGUUACUUCAACCUAAAAUCAGGUGACCUCCCACGUGUCGGCCUCUAUGAUGCUGUAUCAGACAAAACGUGGCUCAUGGGACCAGGCGAGAUCUCCACUGAGCGUGUGCAAACUUUCUGUGACUCCUUUCUUAGUGGAGAGCUACAGAAGAAAGAGGAGACUGGAGAACCUGAAGUGAAGUCUGAACUCUGAAUGUCACCAAAAACAAAUAAAUUUUUUUUUACAACAUAUAAAUGUUUUGUUUGAUCCUAUGCGAGUGAGAGCGAGAGAGACGUUAAGUCAAAAAGCCAAAUAGUUUGAAACCCAGUAUAAAAUUGUGUUUAUUGUGUGUCCGAAAGAAACUACGGCGAUUUUCUUUUUUUUAAGGCCGAAUCUCUAUACUGUAUUAUUUACACUGGUGCGUGGCUUUCUCUCGGACCGCAGACGCUGGCAGACUGUUGAAAAAUCUUCGGCGGUAACUGAAAUACGCUGGCCUCAAACAUCGUUUAGUCCAGACUGUAUAAAACCUUAUAAAAAUUUCACUCAUUGCAAUUCAUUUACAGUGUAGUAAGAACAUGAUAAACAAUCCAGGUAGACUCUGCUAUAUAAUCUUUGGAUAAUUUUUUUCCAUAAGAAGAAUAAAAAUAAAAUAGUAGUAGUAUAGUAGUAGUAGUACUACAGUAGUAGUAGUGACAAAAGAGAUUUUUACCCCUACAUGUAUUUUCACAUAUUUUACGUGUUCACAUGUAGCAUGAAAUUGUGAACACACAAUUAGAAAAAACUUCUAAAAAUAUAGAAAACCGUCUCAUGCCUUAUAUUUAGAUUUGAUGUUGUCAUGUGUAUAUAUAUAUAUAUAUAUAAUCACUACCUGUAUUCUUUAAACCUUAUCCAUGUAAGUCACAUUGUCUAACACAGACUAUAAGAAAUCCAAUGCCACACUUUUCUUUUU
Molecule: messenger RNA, 1575 nt
Organism: Silurus meridionalis
Lineage: Eukaryota; Metazoa; Chordata; Actinopteri; Siluriformes; Siluridae
Product: endoplasmic reticulum resident protein 27
Exons: 7
Coding region: 54-839 (261 amino acids)
Biological process (GO): protein folding; response to endoplasmic reticulum stress
Cellular component (GO): endoplasmic reticulum
Source: RefSeq, a predicted model, not a curated record